Messenger RNA from Hibiscus syriacus, 921 nucleotides. Its product is annotated as extensin-2-like. Bases 1 to 921 code for a protein of 306 amino acids. The record is from RefSeq and is a predicted model, not a curated record. Lineage: Eukaryota; Viridiplantae; Streptophyta; Magnoliopsida; Malvales; Malvaceae. The transcript has 2 exons.
AUGGGGAGUUCAGUACACCCACCGGGGCGGUUCCCUCGGCUCAUCCUUGCUUUGUCAUUUUGCCUUGUAGCAACGAGUGUGGUUGCUGAUCACAAACCUUACGAUUAUUCUUCUCCACCUCCACCAUACCACUCAAAGGACAAACAUUCUCCUCCUCCUUACUACUACAACUCACCACCACCAUACUAUUACAAGUCUCCACCUCCACCGUCUCCCUCUCCACCGCCUCCUUAUUACUACAAGUCUCCACCUCCACCCUCUCCCAGUCCCCCACCACCAUAUUAUUACAAGUCACCACCUCCACCAUCUCCUAGUCUCCCACCACCAUACUACUACAAGUCCCCACCUCCUUACAUUUACAAGUCACCACCACCUCCCUCACCUAGCCCUCCACCACCAUACUACUACAAGUCUCCCCCUCCCCCUUCUCCUAAUCCCCCACCACCAUACUACUACAAGUCUCCACCUCCACCAUCUCCUUCUCCACCUCCUUACAUUUACAAGUCACCACCACCUCCCUCACCUAGCCCUCCACCACCAUACUACUACAAGUCUCCCCCUCCACCUUCUCCUAGUCCCCCACCACCAUACUACUACAAGUCUCCACCUCCACCAUCUCCCUCUCCUCCACCUCCUUACAUUUACAAGUCACCACCACCACUAUCUCCAUCACCGCCACCUCCUUACUAUUACAAGUCACCUCCACCCCCUUCACCUAGUCCACCACCUCCAUACAACUACAAUUCACAACCACCACCAUAUCCUAGUCCACCGCCACCAUAUUAUUACAAGUCACCACCUCCUUCUCCAUCACCUCCACCACCUUAUCACUACAAAUCACCACCACCUCCUUCUCCGUCACCACCGCCACCUUAUUACUAUUACAAGUCACCCCCUCCACCCCCUUCUUAUCACUACUAA